GCUCGUGGUACGUAACCUAGGAGUCACGUGAGGGAGCCGCCGGGGCCGCCGCCUUGGGAGUCACAUGACCGCGCCUACUUCUUCCCCUACUUCGGAAACCAUUUGCCGGAGUUUCAGCGCGGCGGGUUGCGAGCAAGAUGCGGGCGAUCGUUGUGGUGGUGGCUCUAGCCGUUACUUCGCUGGCGGUGCUGGCUAAAGAUCCGUAUGCCGAUGAAGAGUGUCGAUAUCAGCAGUAUCCACCGACAGGACCAACGUUCAGAGGGACCAUUCCAAAGUUCAUCAUCAAUCUUGACUUGCCACCUCGAGAAAGAUGGGUCCAGUUGGCACAUGAGAAGAAAGAGGAGCUGAAGAUCAUAAUUGAGCAUAUCAGAAAAGUAAUGACUGUGUUCUUCCCAAGUGGCAAAUUGGUACAGCUGUUGGAAUCAAAAAUGGCUUGGUUAGGGUCUACACUUCCUUAUCCUUUCAAUGAAGAGAUCAAAGGCAUUGCUGAUGCAACUGGAACUCCUUUAGGUGACAUUGUUAUAUUCAAUGUCUUCUAUGAAAUCUUCACAGUGUGCACUUCAAUAGUAGCAGAAGACAAGGAGGGAAAGCUGUAUCAUGCCAGAAAUCUUGAUUUUGGGCUCUUUCUUGGGUGGGAUAUUAAAAAUAGUUCCUGGAUUGUAACACAGAAAUUGAAACCCUUAAUGGUGUCACUGGAUUUUCAGAGGAACAAUAAGACAGUCUUCCGGUCUUCAAACUUGGCAGGCUAUGUGGGAAUGGUAUCUGGAGUCAAACCGGGCAUUUUUACUCUGACCAUGAAUGAGCGUUUCAGUAUUGAUGGAGGUUACAUUGGAGUCUUUGAGUGGAUCUUUGGCAAGAGAGACGGGUGGUGGAUGAGUUUCCUUACUAGAAGUGUCCUUGAAAAUAGCACAAGCUACGAAGAGGCAAAGGACAGACUAACCAACACGAGACUACUGGCUCCAGCUUAUUUCAUAUUGGCAGGAAAUCACUCUGGACAGGGAAGUGUGAUUACACGUUCCCGAAUUGCUGCUCUUGAUGUUUGGAACCUGAAUGCAACUAAAGGCACCUGGUAUGUGCUAGAAACCAAUUACGAUCGCUGGAAGGUCCCAUUAGUUGUGGACGAUCGGAGAACUCCAGCAAUGAAGUGCAUGAACCAAACGAUGCAACAGAAUGUCUCACUACCAGCUUUGUACGAUGUUUUGUCCACAAAGCCUAUCCUUAAUAAGUUGACCGUUGCCACAACGUUGAUGGAGGUUUCUGAAGGCCAUAUAGAGACCUUCUUGAGAAAUUGUCCAGAUCCUUGUAGUCCCUGGUGAGGACUGAGCACAGCGCAGGAAUGGAUGUUCUCCAGGGUGAACUAGAUGGCAACUGUACUUCUGCCAAGAACCUUCUUAGCCUGCAGAGUAUCCCAUGAGAUGUUGACGCACUGUAGCCCUUAGACUCUUCCACCUGAGGCACAUGUCUUAAGAGUGGAACCUCUUGCUUCAUUAACUGCUUACAGUUCAACAAACCGGCACUUAAUGUCCUGUCACUCUUAUUUUUCAAGUACUACUUUUUAAUGAAUGAAACAAAGGAUUGCCUUUGGAUUCCUGCAUCUCCUGCUGCUGCAGCUGGUCAGUUUUCAGGAAACUGCCUAUAAGGAUUUUGAGUGGAGGGGUUGGAAGUGGUAUUGCACAGACUACCGUAAUUCAGCUGAAGGGUUCUGUUUUGAGACUAGGGAUGAAAUAAAGUAGGCAGCCUUGACAGUGAAUAAGGAAGUCUUUACUGUUUGCCUAGUCUCCUGAUUAACUCCUCCGUUCCUGCUGUUCUGUCUCUCCUUCUACACUGUCCUUGUGGCUUUUUCUGGCCCUUGGAAAAGUAGGAGAGAUUGCCUUGCAGUGGUCAGUGCAGCCUGUGAGAAAAGCAGUACAGAAUUUCUUGGGAUAAAAAGCGCCUCAAAGCUGUCCUGGCUGUUGUUACUAUUUUUCUUUGGGGGCAAAGAGCUGGGAUAGUUAGCCCAUGUUUGUUGAGUCACAGACAGCACAGCUCUCCCUGACUUAAAAGAUUAGAAGUCUGUGAUUCUAACAAAGAAAAGAGGAAAGGGUGUAUCCACUGUAUUCCUGCCCACCUGGACUUGGUCACAGAGUCACUUCCAUAUUGUGCAAGCAAGUAAGCUUUAAGUUGUUGUUGGGGGGCGAGAGUUAACUUGAAGUGCAGCGACUACACACAGCUUGUGGACUUGGCAGUGGUGCCCGUAGGUCCUCAGGUUCUGCCUGCCUCUUCUGCCACAUGCCGUAGUCUGCUUGGUGCCAAGGCUUAGAGCAGCUUCCUGGUACUGUAGUGUGUGUGUGAGAGAGGAGCUUUGCCUCAUACGCUGGACUCUUCUAGCAUGUUUGCCAAAGAAGUUGGGUGUGUUGCUUGAUCAUUGAAAAAUAUAUUGUUCCUGUAUCCUUCCCCCCCUCCCCUUUGUAACUCACUGAGACUAUGGACAUUUCCGUGCUGCUACUUGAUUUUUUUUAUAAAUGUACCUUUUAACGUGUGUUCUUGAUUUUCAUUUUACAAUUAAAGAAAUUACAUCAGGAAA
Heteronotia binoei (common prickly gecko) is the source of this 2563-nucleotide messenger RNA. RefSeq names its product N-acylsphingosine amidohydrolase 1 (gene ASAH1). The coding region runs from base 138 to 1316 and encodes 392 amino acids. Gene Ontology annotation, biological process: fatty acid metabolic process. Gene Ontology annotation, cellular component: lysosome. The transcript is spliced from 14 exons. Gene Ontology annotation, molecular function: fatty acid amide hydrolase activity; N-acylsphingosine amidohydrolase activity. Lineage: Eukaryota; Metazoa; Chordata; Lepidosauria; Squamata; Gekkonidae. The record is from RefSeq and is a predicted model, not a curated record.